Messenger RNA from Dryobates pubescens (Downy woodpecker), 1410 nucleotides. RefSeq names its product histamine receptor H1 (gene HRH1). Gene Ontology annotation, molecular function: histamine receptor activity; neurotransmitter receptor activity; G protein-coupled serotonin receptor activity. The coding region runs from base 1 to 1410 and encodes 469 amino acids. The record is from RefSeq and is a predicted model, not a curated record. Lineage: Eukaryota; Metazoa; Chordata; Aves; Piciformes; Picidae. The transcript has a single exon. Gene Ontology annotation, biological process: positive regulation of vasoconstriction; regulation of vascular permeability; chemical synaptic transmission. Gene Ontology annotation, cellular component: dendrite; membrane.
AUGUCGGAAAACAUAACAGCUAACUCCAUUAGCCCUCAGUCAGCAGUUCUAGGUAUAUUCCUGGGGGGCAUUUCACUGAUCACUGUUGUCAUGAACCUAUUAGUACUAUAUGCUGUGAAAACUGAAAAAAAGCUGCAAACAGUUGGCAAUUUAUACAUUGUCAGCCUCUCUGUUGCAGAUCUGAUAGUUGGGGCAGCUGUUAUGCCCCUGAAUAUUUUUAAUCUCCUAUGUCGUAAGUGGACUCUAGGCUCCCCAGCCUGUUUGUUCUGGCUGUCAAUGGAUUAUGUGGCGUGCACUGCAUCCAUUUUCAACCUCUUCAUAUUGUGCAUUGACCGUUACCGUUCAGUUCAGCAACCACUGAAGUAUCUCAAGUAUAGAACAAAAAUGAGAGCAUCACUGAUGAUAUUGGGGGUCUGGUUGCUGUCUUUCCUGUGGAUCAUUCCAAUCCUAGGAUGGCACGCUUUUGCUAAUAACAGGGGAUGGAAAGAAAUAGGAGACAAGUGUGAAACCGAAUUCUCUCAUGUCACCUGGUUUAAAGUGUUGACAGCCAUUGUCAAUUUCUACAUACCCUCUAUCUUGAUGUUAUGGUUCUACUAUAAAAUAUUCAGAGCUGUUCAAAAACACUGUCAACACAGAGAGCUCAUCAGUGGGCCAUAUCAGUCCUCCUCAGAAAAAACCUCCACACAUCAUAGUCAAACAAAGGAUGAGCUAAAUAUUUGCCUCGAAAAGCAAAUCUUAGAUGAGAACUUGCCUCCCAAGGACAAGCAAAGUUCCCCUCAGCCCCAAAAUACAGAGGUAGAGCUUCGUUUCAGUAACCCUGAGAAGACUUCAAUGGCACUUGCUAGUAAGAGUAAUAGAAGAGUCCUUAAAUGGAGCUGUUUUCCACUCCCCACUGCCCAGUCAGAGCCAAGCCUGGAUAAAGCAGGAAAGAAGGAAGUACAUGGAACAAAAGAGAAGGAAAUUGAAGAGGAGCCUUGCUCGCAAGACAGUGAUUUAAGUGAUGCAUCAGACAACCAUACUUUCACAGAGGUAACCGGCACUAGCAGUGCAAGAGCCUGUGGUCCUCAGGAAAAGACAGAGAACACAGAUUCCAGAGGCCUGACUUACCUGAGAAAAACCUGGCAAAGUCUGCAAGGCCAUCCCAAAAUGCACACUCAAGGACUGCAUGGGAACAGGGAGAGGAAAGCAGCGAAGCAGUUAGGUGUCAUAAUGACAGCCUUCAUGCUGUGCUGGAUUCCCUAUUUUGUAAUAUUUAUGGUAACAGCUUUCCGUAGUCAUGAACAGUUUCCAAUACUACACACAUUCACUGUAUGGCUUGGCUAUGUGAACUCCACCUUAAACCCAUUCCUGUAUCCUCUUUGUAACCAGAACUUCAAGAAGACAUUCAAAAAGAUCCUUCACCUUCACUGA